This is a messenger RNA of Lathyrus oleraceus (garden pea), 1686 nucleotides long. Its product is annotated as putative UDP-rhamnose:rhamnosyltransferase 1. Gene Ontology annotation, molecular function: UDP-glucosyltransferase activity. The transcript has a single exon. NCBI's taxonomy places the organism in Eukaryota, Viridiplantae, Streptophyta, Magnoliopsida, Fabales, Fabaceae. Bases 171 to 1457 code for a protein of 428 amino acids. The record is from RefSeq and is a predicted model, not a curated record.
ACUGCCGCUCAUCAACACCACACCACAUGUUCACAGAUAUUUUGAUAUGUAACUUUGCGUGCGAGUUUUAACCAGCAAUAUCCUUCAAUUACUGCCCAAUCCAAUAUAUCUAUCGACUGAACUUGUGUCUAUAUGAUAAUAUUAUGCUAUAUACCAGAUACUAAACACCAAUGGAAGAUAAGCCUAAGAAGUUUCUUCAUAUUACUCUUUUUCCAUGGCUUGCGUUUGGUCAUAUGAUUCCAUACUUUCAACUUUCUAAACUCAUUGCUCAAAAGGGUCAUAAAAUUUCCUUCAUUUCCACACCUAGAAACAUCAAACGCCUCCCUCCACUUCCCCAUAAUUUACAACCUUUCAUCAAUUAUGUGGAACUUCCACUUCCACAUAUAGAUCAACUACCUGAGAACGCAGAAGCCACUAUGGACAUUCCAUCACAUAUUGUUCCAUAUCUCAAGAAAGCAUUUGAUGGUCUUCAACAACCUUUGACUCAGUUUUUGGAAACUUCCACUCCUGAUUGUAUCAUAUAUGACUUUGCACCUUAUUGGUUACCACCUAUAACAUCAAAGCUUGGCGUCUUAAGCAUCCAUUUCUCAAUUUUUAGUGCAUCACCUAUGACUUAUAUAGCUGGGAAGUCAAGUGACAAGGACAAUCUUAUUUCUCAUGUCCACUAUGAACAAAAUGAAUCUGGUGUUUCAGAUGUCUUUAGGGUGAAGGAAAUUAUUUUUGGUGUUGAAUUUAUUGCCGUAAGAAGUUGCAUGGAGAUUGAAGGGAAGGCUAUAGAGUCCAUAGAAAAUCAAUGCAAGAAAAAAGUGAUUCCAGUUGGAUUAAUGCCUCCUUCACUAGAAUUCAGUGAAGAUAAAAAGGAUGAAAGCUGGGAUACAAUUCUGAAGUGGUUGGAUAAGCACGAAAAAAAGUCAGUGGUUUAUGUUGCAUUUGGAACCGAAGUUACAUUAAGUGAUGAAGAAUAUAUUGAGAUAGCUAAAGGAUUGGAAUCAUCUAGUUUUCCAUUUCUUUGGAUUGUGAAGAACCGUGAUUGGUUUGUUGAGAAUGAUUCAAAUAAGAAUGGAUUGAUUUGGAGUAAUUGGGCACCACAGUUGAGAAUCUUAGCACAUGAGUCAAUUGGAGGAUUCUUGACACAUUGUGGUUGGAGUUCAGUGAUCGAGAGUCUUCAAGUUGGGUGUCCACUUAUUAUGUUACCUUUCCAAAGUGAUCAAGGUGUAAAUGCUAGACUUAUGGAAGAAAAAAUGGUUGGGAUAAAGGUAGAGAGAAAUGAUGGAAAAAUCAAUAGGGAUUCAGUGGCUAAAGCAUUGAGAUUGGUGAUGGUAGAGGAGGAAGGAAAGAUUUAUAGAAGUAAAGCUGAAGAGAUGAGCAAGAUAGUUGGAGACAAGGAGCUGCACCAAAAAUAUAUAGAUGACUUUGUUGAUUAUGUGGAAUUGCAUAUCCCUGCCUCUAAGCAUUAACGCUUAAGGUAUAAUAAUUUCAUCUUCUUUUCAUUCAAGUGCAUAGGUCUUUAGCUCUUUCUUUCAGUAUUGUAAUGCUACCUAUAUUGCAAACUUGUUUACAUCGCAGUGUAUUUGAAUUUGGUGGUUUCUUGGCUCUUUCUUUAUCUAUUGUAAUGCUACCUAUAUAGAAACACAUAUUGAUGUGAUGAUUUUAAUUGAUAGAUGAUAUGGUAUAUUUAUAGAAUAA